Molecule: messenger RNA, 1860 nt
Organism: Gorilla gorilla gorilla (western lowland gorilla)
Lineage: Eukaryota; Metazoa; Chordata; Mammalia; Primates; Hominidae
Product: proton channel OTOP1
Biological process (GO): proton transmembrane transport; inner ear morphogenesis
Cellular component (GO): membrane
Molecular function (GO): proton channel activity
Source: RefSeq, a predicted model, not a curated record
AUGCUCGAGGGCCUGGGGUCGCCCGCCUCGCCCUGGGCAGCUGCGAGCGCCUCAGUCGCGGGGUCAUCGGGGCCCGCGGCCUGCCCGCCUCCCUCGCCGUCGGCCCCGAGGUCCCCGGAGUCCCCGGUCCCCCGGAGGGGCGGUGUGCGCGCCAGCGUCCCACAGAAGCUGGCCGAGAUGCUGAGCAGCCAGUAUGGGCUGAUCGUGUUCGUGGCGGGGCUGCUGCUGCUGCUGGCCUGGGCCGUGCACGCCGCGGGCGUGAGCAAGAGCGACCUGCUGUGCUUCCUGACGGCGCUCAUGCUGCUGCAGCUGCUGUGGAUGCUGUGGUACGUGGGCCGCAGCUCCGCGCACCGCCGCCUCUUCCGCCUCAAGGACACGCACGCCGGCGCCGGCUGGCUACGGGGUAGUAUCACAUUGUUUGCAGUCAUUACCAUCAUCCUGGGAUGCCUUAAAAUUAGAUACUUCAUUGGAUUUUCAGAAUGUUUAUCAGCCACUGAAGGAGUUUUCCCUGUCACCCAUUCAGCACAUACUUUGUUGCAGGUAAACCACUGAUGUUUAUUUAUGUUGUCUCAUUCCUGUGAAGUUGUGCACAGCUUCCUUGUGUUUUUCAGGUUUGAGGUGAUCCACUUGGUGUUCACCAACCUGCUUCUGUGGGCCAACGGCGUCCUCAAUGAGUCAAAGCACCAAAUCAAUGAGCACAAGGAAUGGCUCAUCACUCUGGGCUUUGGGAACAUAACAACAGUUUUAGAUGACCACACACCGCAGUGUAACUGCACGCCCCCAACUCUCUGCACCACCAUCUCCCACGGGAUCUACUAUAUCUACUACCCCUACCCCUUCAACAUAGAGUAUCAGGUCCUGGCCUCCACAGUGCUCUACGUCCUAUGGAAGAACAUCGGGCGCAAAGUUGACAGCCAUCAGCACCAGAAGAUGCAGUUCAAGUCUGAUGGGGUCAUGGUGGGCACAGUCCUGGGCCUGACCGCGCUGGCCGCCACCAUUGCCGUGGUGUGGGUGGUGUACCUGAUUCAUAUUGGGUGCUCCAAGACCAAGAGCGAGUCAGCACUCAUCACGUUCUACCUGUAUGCCAUCACCCUGAUGAUGCUUAUGGGGGCUACGGGGCUGGCUGGAAUCCGGAUUUACAGGACAGUUGAGAAGUCACUGGACGAGUCCAAAAAUCCGGCCCGCAAACUGGACUCGGACCUCUUGGUGGGCACUGCCUCAGGCUCCUGGCUUAUCUCCUGGGGCUCAAUCUUGGCCAUCUUUUGUGCCGAGGACCACCCCCGCUACACCUGGUACAACCUGCCCUACUCCAUGGUGGUGAUCGUGGAGAAGUACAUCCAGAACCUCUUCAUCUUUGAAUCCAUUCACCGAGAGCCUAAAAAACUCUCUGAGGACAUCCAAACCUUUCAGAUGGUCACAGUCUGCAAUGGCAACACCAUGCCCCUUGCUUCCUCCUGCCUCAAGAGUGGAGGUGUGGCUGGAGACGUGGCUCCCUGGGGCAGGGACAUGCCACCAGCAGCCAAUGGAAAUGUGUGCCUGAGAGAAAGAUGUGACAAGGAGGAGAAGCAGGAGGAGAGCAGCUGGGGAGGGAACCCAAGCCCAGUCCACCUUCCUCGUUUCUUACAGGGCAACGCCAAGAGAAAAGUCCUGAGGAAUAUUGCAGCCUUCUUGUUCCUCUGCAAUACUUUGCUUUGGAUACCUCCCGCUUUUGGCUGUCUACCUGAGUAUGACAACGAAUUGGAGGAGAUUGUCUUUGGCUUUGAACCCUGGAUAAUUGUGGUCAACCUGGCCAUGCCUUUUUCUAUUUUCUACGGAAUGCACGCAGCUGCCUCCCUCUUUGAGGUCUAUUGUAAGAUAUAG